AUGGUCGGGCAGCGAAUAGGCCGAUAUCUUGCGCUGCGCAGGCGCAUCGUCCGCUCUGAUUGCCUCGUCUCAAUGGCGGAUGGUGGAUCGCGAAUGACUCUGUCAAAGCGUAGUUUUAUGGAAACUCAGUGCGCAGUGGUUACAACGUCUUCGAUAUUUGCCCACUGGCUGCCGACGGACCACGACGACGACGAGAUUCAAGUUGGCGGCAUUUUGGCGGUGGACGGCGCGAGCGCGCGACGGAACGGGUCACGAACGUGUGAAAUCAGCUGUGGCUGCGAAGUGGUCGCCGCCUAA
Leptosia nina is the source of this 297-nucleotide messenger RNA. The record is from the annotation of a GenBank genome assembly. NCBI's taxonomy places the organism in Eukaryota, Metazoa, Arthropoda, Insecta, Lepidoptera, Pieridae.